Molecule: messenger RNA, 2706 nt
Organism: Planococcus citri (citrus mealybug)
Lineage: Eukaryota; Metazoa; Arthropoda; Insecta; Hemiptera; Pseudococcidae
Product: spondin-1-like
Exons: 13
Coding region: 441-2219 (592 amino acids)
Biological process (GO): cell adhesion
Cellular component (GO): extracellular matrix
Source: RefSeq, a predicted model, not a curated record
CAUAACUUAUACCAAAUGUUCGUUUAGAAGAUGAGAAAAAAAAACGAAAAAAAACACCAUAGUGGAGACGUAGAAGUUGUACGGUAAUUGACGAAUUAUCUUUAUUUUUGGAGCAUGCGCCAAAAAUGAUACAAAACUUUAUCAAUACUCAUCUAGCAUCUUAUAACAAGGGGGUUUGCUUAGUACUCGGCAUUUCGAAAGUAAAUAUUGUGCACAAACCGAGAGCAAAAAAGUCAUUAGCGUGUAUUUUUCAUAACGUCAUUACGUGCUACAUCGCGAUACGUAUCAUCGGUGUGAAAAAGAUUCGCGUUUAUUGAUUUUGGGCGGUGACUCUCCCCUUCAUUCAGCAAUCCAAAGCGACAUUCAACGUGUACAUGUCGGCUAACGCUGUUCCAGACUGAUAAUCAAACAUUUCAGAUUUACAUGAUCAAUAAGCAAAAAUGAGAUUCCUAAUGUUAAUAUUAUUACUCUAUCAUAUUCGAAAUAUUCAUACUUGGACUUGCGACGUGAGACCAAAAGGAGCUUCAGGUUCGCCUAACGAAGACGAUGGUAAAUUUAUAAUAGAAAUCGCAACUACUCCAGAGAAGUACAUUCCACAACAACUUUACAAUGUUACGUUGAAAGGUAAAAAUAGCGUAAUAGAAGGACCUAUUCAAUUCAAUGGUUUCUCCAUUACGGUCCAACCAAGAAAUAUGAAUGAUGUUAGUCCGAUAUUGGAUCCAAAUAUCGCUGGUGUACUGGAAGUCUUUCCUGGGGACAUGACCGCGAAAGUAGAUGAAAAAUGUCCCAACAUGGUUAUCCAUACCUCUCAUAUAUUUGUAUCUGAAGUAAUCGUUCAAUGGGCAGCUCCGCCUGCUGGAAGAGGAUGUAUGACACUUCGAGCUUCCGUAAUGGAACAAAAUGUGUGGUAUCGGAACAAUUUUGGUUUGAUGACAGAAAUAUGCGAAGAUGAUAAUGUGAAGAGUGACGACAAUAUUGAAGAUUGUGAAGCCUGCAACGAAGCUAAAUACGAACUGAAAUUCGAAGGAAUGUGGACUCGUCAAAGUCAUCCUCUCUAUUUCCCAGGCAACGUAUGGACUACACGUUUUUCAGACGUGAUAGGAUCUUCACAUGGGACAUCUUAUAGAUUUUGGAAAGAGAGUGAAAUGGCAUCCCAAGGCUUAAUAGAUUUCCUCGAUAAUGAAAACACCACCACACUGGAAACUGAAAUCAAGAGUAAUGAAACAAGAACAGUGAUUAAAGCUAAAGGUUUAAGGUACCCAAACAUCACUGGUAAAACAUUCGCUGUAUUUCGAGUUGAUAAAAAUCACCAUUUACUUUCCAUAAUUUCAUUGAUAAUUCCAUCACCAGAUUGGUUUGUAGGAGUAUCUGGUUUGGAAUUGUGUAAUAAAACUGAAUGGAUACCCGAUAAAAUAAUUGAUCUUUAUCCUUAUGAUCUAGGACUAUACGAUGGCCUUCAAUACACAUCACCCAAAGAACAUACCAACGAGACGAUUACCAAAAUUGAUCACGCUACAGUAUAUGCAUCGCCUUUUCACACUAACAAUACUGAAAAACUGAAACCGUUGGCUCGUGUACAUUUAACUCGAUCUAGAGUCUAUGAACGAGCUUGCAGUGAAGACGCUAAUUCUUAUACAACCUCUGCUACACCCAUAGACAACAGGAACAAUAAUGAUUGUCCGGAUGGAAAUUGCAAUAACCUUUGCAACAUGGUUACCGAUCGCGUGCCUUGGUCAGGAUGUUCAUUUCCAGAAUGCGACGAUGAUAGAGUCAAAGGGAAAUUCCCAUCGUGGAGUGAUGAUGUUAUAAAACAAUGUUUUGAAAAUAAUCAAACUACCGAAACAUUGUCCAAAGAUGGAUGUGCUAGCAUUUGUUAUGGAGAAGACAAAAAACUGGCUGUAAAGAGACGUCAAUUAGUUAAUCAGAAUGAUUGCCCAACAACCCCAUGGACACCUUUCUCAGCUUGUGAUGGAACAUGCCGUAGAACUCGAACAAGGGCGCUCACAGAUGAAGGCAGAAAAAAUUUAAAUUGUGUUAAAUUAAUUUUCGAACAAAAAAUAAAAUGUGAUCCUGGUUGCCUCACGGACAAAGAGAAAAAAAAAGGAUUUAAAGUAAAAUAUCCCAAUAAAUACGACGUUUCUAUAUCCGCUGUGUACUCGUAUACUAUACUGCAUAACCCAAAAUUAUGUAACACUACAAAUACCACUACUAACAAUUGAUCAGCGAGAUUUACGUGUAAGGAAAUUUCGUCACGGAAAAUAAUAUUCUACUUGUUCAAAACAAGUAUUUAAAAGGUUGCGGAACUCUGGUUUGAAGGAAUUGAUUCCCACGUGUUUUAUCAUUUACUGCAGUUAUGGAAAAAUUCAAGAGAUAUGUGUUUAUCUCGAAUCUUUAUAAACAAAACAAACGUCAGAGCUGAAAAUUAUUUACCUACAGAAAAAAUUAUCGUGAUGGAAAUUAUCAAUUAUGUAAUUUGAACCUGUAGGACUUCUGAUUAUUUUAUUUUCAUGAAAUUAGGUUUGAUACGAGACGUAAUAACAAUGUGGGUAAAUUUCUCGACCAUUUACCUACUUGAUUAAAUGUGCUUCCGUAACACUGAUAUGUAGUACCUUAUAUCGUAGAUCAGUUUGUUUCCUGAAAAUUAACACUCAUUAUUAGAUAAUUAAUAAACAUAUCUAUCUACCGCUAAUAAUUCAACGAUAAACU